Molecule: messenger RNA, 387 nt
Organism: Eruca vesicaria subsp. sativa (arugula)
Lineage: Eukaryota; Viridiplantae; Streptophyta; Magnoliopsida; Brassicales; Brassicaceae
Source: the annotation of a GenBank genome assembly
AUGACUCUAUGUUUUGACGAAGCAACCGGUAAUCAAGUGAUGACUGGUGGGUUUUUGACUGGUUCAAGUGCUUCUCAUAUUGAAGAGUUGAUAGACUCAAAGAUUGUUCUGUCCAUGAGAGCUAUUUACCAGUCCAGAAUUGGGCUUAGACUUAUUGAUCAAGAUCAAAUAAACAUGGCUGAAGUCAAGUAUCCUCUACAGCACUUCAAGACAUUCAAUGAAUUUUUCAUAAGGGAGUUGAAACCUAGUGCAAGACCAAUAGCAUACAUGAAUCGUGAUGAUAUUGCUGUAUGUGCUGCUGGUUGUCGAUUAAUGACAUGCCCUAAUGAUCUUAACGAAGCUGUUGCGAGUGUUCUAUACGCUUCCAAAAGCAAGAUUCUGGUGUGA